This is a messenger RNA of Striga hermonthica, 243 nucleotides long. Lineage: Eukaryota; Viridiplantae; Streptophyta; Magnoliopsida; Lamiales; Orobanchaceae. The record is from the annotation of a GenBank genome assembly.
AUGGCUGCUAAAUACAUCUUUCCUGCUAUACUGGGAUCUGUUGUCGUCGCGUAUGUUAGCGACAACUUGAUAGCUGACCAGAAGAUCUUUGGAGGUACAACUCCUUCGACUGUCUCGAAUAAACAAUGGUGGCUCGAGACCGACAAGAAGUUCCAGGCAUGGCCCCGCACGGCAGGCCCCCCUGUGGUCAUGAACCCGAUCAGCCGUCAAAAUUUCAUCGUUAAGUCUGACCUCGAUCAGUAA